AUGUCUCGAUCCGCCGCCGAUGCAACCCGGUUCACGGCCACAGGGCCUUACGCCCACUCCAAGCCUGGAGCUGCGACUCCCUAUAAGCUUCCUGGCUUCAUGGCCAACGCGGCCCAGAAGCAACAGAGUGGACAGCCCGGAGGUAGAUCUGAGACUCCUAAGGAGAAGGUGGAGCGAUUGCGAGCACAAGCCCGCGCUGCUCGGUUAGCCCAGUCGACGUCGCGCGUGGAUCAGAUGAUCGACUUCGGCCGUCGGUUCGCCAACAAAGCUCACAAGACCAUGGUCUAUACUCUCAUUGCUGCAUCUGGUGUCUGCGGAGCCCUCACCGUAUACUCCAUUGUAUCCCUCUCUAUGUACAACCGCCGCCAGCGGACACUCUGGAUCGAGAAGGAACUUCAGACUCUACAGGAUGCCAAGGUAGCCUAUACCAAUGGAACCGCCACACCGGAACAGCUGGAGUUGCUGAAGAACGAGAAAAUUGCCGAGAUAUACCAGCGGAAGAAGGAUGAAGAGCGACAGCAGCGUCCUUGGAACAAGGCGAAGCGGUAUCUACUUGGGGACUUGAAGGCGGACGAGGCCCCCGCUGAGGCGAAUCCCAACCCUAUCCCCGACAGCCUGGUGGCCGAUGAGAAGCCUCGCGUUCUUGAAGCCAUUUAUGUCGCCAAAGUAUCCGGGGAAGCUGUUGCUCCCGUACAGCAGGGCCCACUGGAUACAUUGGCGGCUAAUGCCGAAGAUGCCGCUAAGCAGACGACGCGAAGCUGGAAGAGCUGGUUCACUGGACGGUAA
Molecule: messenger RNA, 786 nt
Organism: Aspergillus saccharolyticus JOP 1030-1
Lineage: Eukaryota; Fungi; Ascomycota; Eurotiomycetes; Eurotiales; Aspergillaceae
Product: cytochrome c oxidase assembly protein COX14
Exons: 2
Coding region: 1-786 (261 amino acids)
Source: RefSeq, a predicted model, not a curated record